Molecule: messenger RNA, 4758 nt
Organism: Silurus meridionalis
Lineage: Eukaryota; Metazoa; Chordata; Actinopteri; Siluriformes; Siluridae
Gene: dusp8a
Product: dual specificity phosphatase 8a
Exons: 7
Coding region: 452-2329 (625 amino acids)
Biological process (GO): protein dephosphorylation; negative regulation of MAPK cascade
Cellular component (GO): cytoplasm
Molecular function (GO): MAP kinase tyrosine/serine/threonine phosphatase activity; protein tyrosine/threonine phosphatase activity
Source: RefSeq, a predicted model, not a curated record
UAAUUUUUAGUGCCAAAGUGCACCUUCUCUGUGUGUUUUCUUUUUUUUUUUUUUAACCCAGAAUAGCUACCAUGUUGUAAUUUCAAGAUUUCUUUAGAUGAGUACUUGGUCUUACUCGCGACCUAAAUACAAAGGAUGAGAAUGAAAUGCACUGCAGAAGUCGGUCGUGUUGUUUGUAUUUUUUUUUUUAUCCGCAUGCUCAGUGACAGUAGUGUGUGAGCUCGUUCACGAGCUGGCUGGAUCACUAACCACUGCGUGUUAAUGGCUAGUGGCUACACUGUCUCAUGGAGGCCAGCUAAACAGAAGAAGGUGCUUUUGGGGAGACCCUGGAUAGUAGGAAAUAUGGCAGCCAUAAGGUCUGUCUUGAAGCUGCUUGGCUGAUCUGACGCUUAUAGCAUCUACCUAGAGUGCACCAGUGGUGUGGUCCUUCUUUGUGCGACUGAGCCCUAUUAUGGCCGGGGAGAAGAGCCGUCGCAGUGCCAUGGACAUUAAGCGCCUGGCAGGGCUUCUGCAGCGUGGGGCCGGCCGCCUGCUCGUCAUUGACAGCCGCACCUUCUCUGAGUACAAUGCUUCACACGUCCACGGAGCUGUCAAUGUCUGCUGCUCCAAACUUGUCAAGAGAAGACUGCAGCAGGACAAGGUUUCUAUCACAGAGCUCCUGCAGCCCAACGGCAAGGUCAAGGUUGAUUUGAGCAGGAGACAUGAGGUGGUGGUGUAUGACCAAAGCACCAAGGACGCUGGUCAGCUUCCCAAAGAUGGGUUUGUCCACAUUCUCCUGAGCAAGCUGGAUGGGACAUUCCACAAAGUGUUCCUACUUACAGGUGGCUUUGCAGCAUUCUCCUCCUGCUUCCCAGGUUUGUGUGAAGGAAAGCCAGUGGCAACACUACCCAUGAGUCUAUCUCAACCCUGCCUGCCUGUGGCCAAUGUGGGCCCCACACGCAUCCUACCCCAUCUCUAUCUAGGAUCCCAGAAAGAUGUACUUAACAAGGAUCUGAUGGCCCAGAAUGGAAUCACAUAUGUGCUUAAUGCUAGCAACACGUGUCCGAAACCUGAGUUCAUCUCUGAGAGCCACUUCAUGCGCAUUCCUGUCAACGACAACUAUUGCGAGAAACUCUUACCAUGGCUGGACAAAACUAAUGAGUUCAUUGAUAAAGCCAAGGUUUCCAACUGCAGAGUCAUUGUCCAUUGUUUAGCUGGCAUCUCCAGGUCUGCCACUAUUGCUAUUGCUUACAUCAUGAAGACAAUGGGCUUGUCAUCGGAUGAGGCAUACAGGUUUGUUAAAGAUCGCAGACCGUCGAUAUCGCCAAACUUUAAUUUCCUGGGCCAGCUGCUUGAGUUUGAAAAGGGUCUCUGUCUACUAAAGGCACUGUCUUCUGGUCAGGAGAAGAAUGAGCAGUCCAGUAAGAUGGAGGAACCAAAAAGACAAACCGCAUCUAAACCAGAGAAAGCUCGACUAGAUGGUGAGUCAGAGAUACAAGAGAUGGAAACCAAGCUGCCAUCUCCGACGUCACUCCAGCAGGGCUUCAAUGGUCUCAAUCUGUCAGCUGAACGCAUCCUGGACACAAACCGCCUCAAACGCUCCUUUUCUUUGGACAUCAAGUCCGUCUACACACCUAACCAGUGUCCCCACCUCACACCUGUUCAUGUUGAGGAUGUCCCCAAGCUCUGCAAACUUGACAGCCCAAGUCCAGGCUCAUCAAAUGGUGUGUGCCAGUUGUCUCCAUGUUCAGACAGCCCCAGCACAGCUGAUUCGCCAAGCCCAGUGGCUGAGACCAGUGCAAAAGUUCGCUUGCGCAGGAAAAACAAGCACAGUGGUGCAAACUCACCUGUGCAGUCUCUGAGCCUGAGUUUUGGUCGUUCAAUGUCUGGGCACAAGAGCCCAAGCUUGGAUGAGAACCUGAAGUCAGCAAUGCUGCUUGGCCUACCUGUAGCUGGAACUGGCCCCAUGUGGACCAAACACCGGGACACUUCACAGGCUACCACACCAGUCACACCAACAGGUGAUGCUCCCUGGUUCUACGAGUCACUGACUAGCACAGGGGGUGGGUCAACGUCAGUACAUUUUGCUCCACUGGGCUGCAGUGCACUUCCAGGGCCAUGUGAGGCUGUCCGGUUACGUCAGAAAGCAGGCGAAAUACGGGAGACUCGAGCGAGUUGGCAUGAAGAUACAUCUGGCCCUGCUGGUGGUAGUGAUAAACAGUUCAAGCGGCGCAGUUGUCAGAUGGAGUUUGAAGAUGGAAUCUCAGAUACACGUUCAAGGGAGGAGCUUGGCAAGAUUGGUAAGCAGUCCAGCUUCUCAGGAAGUAUGGAGAUCAUUGAAGUGUCCUGACAGAUGCACUGCACCCUUGGACUGAUGGGGGUUAAGGUGGGAAGGUGCCAUUUACAGAUGAGGGAAGACUGAGGGACAGAACUGCAAUGGCUGGCUGAUUCCUGACUUUAGAAGCAUUUGUUUUAGUGUGUAGAACUGUGAGAAAUAAAUUUUGAACUUCUGUUUGUUGUCUCUGAGACUCGGAGCCAGUUGAGCUGGAUGCAGGCAGACUUUAUGCUGUCUCUGCUGUUUAUAAGCCAUCACCAUCCCAGAACUAUUUGGGAGGAAUAAGGACAGAACUGUUAUAUUUGAUUGCAGAAUCCAACUCUCAGUGUACAUGACAUUUCCAUCUCCAACAAAAAGCUUUACCAGCCUCACAGUGUAUUGAGAUUAAAGCAUGGCUCAGUGUCCUUUGGUCACACUUGUGAUUGGUAUUACUCUUACACAGACUUGCUGGACUCGCACAUCCACAGCUCAAGGGGCCUAUACAAGCACAUUUGAAGCUUUGGUAUAGACUUGAACAGAUGAAGGCUUCUUUGUGCACUGCUUUUGUUCCCCCCCUGCUCCUGUAUGCCAGUAAAUAAUCCUGGAGGAGGAUGCAGGAACUUUAUGAAAAAAAAGCAUUGUGGAGAUUUUCCUGCAGUGCCUACCUUUUUUCUUCUCUGUGUUUGUUCUUUUACCUUUUCCCUGAUUUCAGCCCCUACACACUGUACAGCGGGUGAGCAUGAAAGGAACUACUACCCACCUUUCGCACACUGAGCAUGCUGCGGUAUAUGAGGCUGCUGGUUACCCUACAGAUAAAUAUUAUAAACACCAUGCAUAGCUCUGUUAAUGGACAUUUAAAAUGUUUUGUUCUCACUUAUAGUUUUAAUUUAUUUUGUCUGUUCAUUCUGGUAAUGAGAAAUAAUAUAAUGAUUGUGGAUACUUUUUUUUGUGUGUGUCGACCUCAGUUUUUGACUACAAUGUAUUUAUGAACUCAUUCACAAAACUGAUACACAACAACGAGCAAUAUAUCCUGUUUUCUUCAUCUUUUGUUUUUAUUUUACAACUGUAAGGGAGAUUUAUUGUUAAAUUUCAAUUGUCUGGUAUUUUGUAAUUCACUUUCUUUUGCUUUAAGAAAGAGAUCACAUCAUAGGGGUCACAAAUCUUUUACAAACCCUGCCGCAUUACACUAAACCUGUCCUGAACUUUCACCUGCUGGGACUGUUUCAGUUUAGUAUCUGUCCUAUUUUAUUAGCUCAGACAUUAAAUAAGCCUAUAAGCAUGUAUAAUCUAAAAUAAUAAGAAAUGAUCCAUGUGAUAUACUGGCUUCCCCAAAUCAUUUUAAAGAAUUAUCUAUCUUUUUAUCUAUAAGCACAUACAUAAAAAUGUUAAGAGAUUCUAAUGAAUUAAUGUUUCUCCCCUUUUUUAAAAUUAAUAUUUAUGUUAUUUAUUGCGCUUGUUAAUGGAUGAAGUGUGAGUGACUAAUGACAGUGGACCUUUUAAACCCAACCCAUCAAACAGAUAGUAUUUUUGACCGAGGUCAAUCUAGUUUCACUUCACUCUAUUAUCUGCAGGUCAUAUUCAAAUUAAUUUGAAGAUAUUAUUCAAAUUAUGGUGUUAGCUUAAUUCAUUAUCUGUGCCCACCAGUCCAGAAAUUCUCAGAUAUCUCUACUUUUAAAAGGGUUUGUGUUAAAUGGAGAUGACAUUAAUGGUGUGGUAGAAUGAUGGCACAUGAUGCUCCAGUUCAGCUCAGGGGAAGUGCACACAAGUCCCAUAUCUGAGCUCUGGGUACCUGCACAACUCUCAUUCUCUCUCUUUCUCUUCUUUCUUUUAAUGAUGUAUGCCCCCUCAUACUCUCUUUUCACACCGACAUGGAUUUUCUUUUAUGUAAUUAACUCUCUUUCUUAAUUCUUAUAUGUUCCAAAGGUUUAAGGAAAUCCCACUGAAAGGGUCGCUCAUGUCUAUACAUGUGCAUGGUGUUGCCACUUUAUUGUGGGAUGAUUGGUUAUUUAUUUAUGGAUGUAUUUUUAGUUCGCUACUCUGUAUGACAAACCCCUUGUCUUUGUACUUGUGCUGCUGUUAGUUCUUUUUCUUUCCUUGUGUGACACAUUACCUGUAUUUCCUUUUAUUUUUGUCACCUCUAUAUUUUUUAAAGAUAUUAUCAUUAUUUAAGACAGGUAAGAAGAUGCAGGCUGAAAAGAUGCAGGCUGUCCUUUUUGCUGAAACUGUUUAAUUGUUGGCAACGUUAUUAUUAUUAUUAUUAUUAUUAUUAUUAUUAUUAUUAUUAUUAUUAUGUUGUGUAAAUAGCAACGUAUCUAGAAGAAUAAUUGAAAUAGGGAACUUUUUCAGAGAAAAUCCUAAUACCUUAGGCUGCUUGACGCAAAAUACCUCAGGUUCUAUUCAAUGGCUUUUUCCUCUCCUGUACCUGUUUUGUGAAGAUGAAAGAAAAAUACAAACAUAAAAUAUGA